AUGAAGGGUUCACCAAUGCGCGCUCUGUCAAGGGCGUUAGUCCGGGGAUCGACUCUCACCCCGUCGGCUUCUGCUGCAUUCCUCGUCUCCUCCCGGCAACCGUACUCGACUCACCCCCCCAAUGCGAAACUGAACUUGCCGACCGACUACUCAACCACUCCCUUGCUCUUCCAAACAUCGCAGUCCGCGCUGGCCAACCCCGAGCUGUCGCCUGAGGUGCGCAAUGGCACGACAAAGCGCAUGAACCUCUUCCAGGCCGUCAACGACGCACUCUCUAUCGCGCUCGCGGAAGACGAAUCCGUCCUCAUCUUCGGUGAGGACGUUGCCUUUGGCGGCGUCUUCCGCUGCACGGGCAAGCUGGCCGAGACAUACGGCGGCGACCGCGUCUUCAACACGCCGCUGACGGAGCAGGGCAUCAUGGGCUUCGCCAUCGGCGCCGCCGCCGAGGGCAUGCGCCCCGUGGCUGAGAUACAGUUUGCCGACUACGUCUACCCGGCCUUUGAUCAGCUGGUCAACGAGGCGGCCAAGUUCCGGUACCGCGACGGCGCCUGCAAGCGCAACGCCGGCGGCCUGACUGUCCGCAUGCCCUGCGGCGGCGUCGGCCAUGGCGCGCUCUACCACUCGCAGUCGCCUGAGAGCUUGUUCACGCACAUCCCCGGGCUGCGCGUCAUCAUGCCCCGCUCGCCGCUGCAGGCAAAGGGGCUGCUGCUUUCCGCCAUUCGCAGCAACGAUCCAUGCGUGUUCAUGGAGCCUAAGAUCCUUUACCGCGCCGCUGUCGAGCAGGUCCCGACCGCGGCGUACGCGUUGCCACUGUCCAAGGCGGAGGUGCUGAAGGAGGGAUCGGACGUCACCAUCGUGUCCUAUGGCCAGCCGCUGUACAAGUGUGAAGCGGCGCUUCGGCAAGCCGAGAAGGAUAUGGGUGUCUCGGUCGAGUUGAUUGACCUGAGGACCGUCUACCCCUGGGACAAGGAAGCGGUAUUCAAGAGUGUCCGAAAGACGGGGCGGUGUCUUGUCGUCCACGAGGCCAUGAUCAAUGCUGGUAUCGGAGCCGAGGUGGCCGCGGCGAUCCAGGGGGACCCCCAGACCUUUGUCCGGCUAGAAGCGCCUGUUGCGCGCGUUGCUGGAUUCAGCAUACACACGCCGCUUUUGUAUGAGGCGCUGAACGCCCCGGAUAUCGCGAGAAUCUAUGACAAUAUCAGGAAGGUGCUAGAAUAUUAG
Messenger RNA from Parathielavia appendiculata, 1218 nucleotides. Its product is annotated as thiamine diphosphate-binding protein. Lineage: Eukaryota; Fungi; Ascomycota; Sordariomycetes; Sordariales; Chaetomiaceae. The record is from RefSeq and is a predicted model, not a curated record. The transcript is spliced from 2 exons. Gene Ontology annotation, biological process: response to nutrient; branched-chain amino acid catabolic process. Gene Ontology annotation, molecular function: catalytic activity. Bases 1 to 1218 code for a protein of 405 amino acids.